Trypanosoma grayi is the source of this 564-nucleotide messenger RNA. RefSeq lists its product as hypothetical. The transcript has a single exon. Bases 1 to 564 code for a protein of 187 amino acids. Lineage: Eukaryota; Euglenozoa; Kinetoplastea; Trypanosomatida; Trypanosomatidae. The record is from RefSeq and is a predicted model, not a curated record.
AUGCGCCGACAAGUAACCCUUCGGUGUGCAAAAAUAGAAUUCAUUUCCCCAAAGCCGGAAGCGCCGAUACAGACCAAGGAUUUAAAGCCGAUACCUUCGUCCUUGCUUUACCGAAAACUACUUAAGCUCUAUCUCCGCAAGUUUGAUACGGAUCACAAGACAAUAGUGGCUGCAUGGAAGCAAACGAAGUUUGAGUUCUGGUACCACCGAAACGAUGCGCCAGAAGAGGCUGCGAUGCAGAAUAUCCGUGGCCAGCAGAUUUAUGAAGCUAUCCGUGCUGGCUUGAUUCCUGUCUACCGUGACAGUAAAACAAACGAAACCUACUUUAAGUACGAUGCCGAUACGUUAAAGGCGGCCCAUAAUCAUAUUGAUCCUGUGGAUGUCGAGGAGUUUAUUCGCCGUUACCACGACAAGAUUCCCACCGACGAUGUUGCGGAGGUGAAAUCAACACUGAAGAAACUCGGCCGUUGGAAGGGGCCCGAUGUGCUGCGUGAAGAAGAUCUCCACCGUGUGAAGCAAAAAGUGAAGAGGGUGAAAACAAAGUGUACAGAUCCUGACGACUAA